Molecule: messenger RNA, 1575 nt
Organism: Colletotrichum godetiae
Lineage: Eukaryota; Fungi; Ascomycota; Sordariomycetes; Glomerellales; Glomerellaceae
Product: major facilitator superfamily transporter
Exons: 4
Coding region: 1-1575 (524 amino acids)
Biological process (GO): transmembrane transport
Cellular component (GO): membrane
Molecular function (GO): transmembrane transporter activity
Source: RefSeq, a predicted model, not a curated record
AUGGUCGACGCAGUUCCAGACGUCGCGGACACUAAGUCGCGGAAGAGCGAUGUCGAACAUGUCGAGCAAGAUCUGAAGAAGCCACAGCUCCUACAUGGAGACGGCCAGCAAGAGUACCCGGAGAUCUACCUUGAGGCGCUCGCAAGGUACCCAAAUGACGAAUCCAUUGACCAAGCCGAUGAAAAGCGUCUUCUCCGCAAACUCGACAUGAGAAUCUUGCCACUUCUCGGCAUUUGCUACUUUUUCUACUACGUCGAUAAGACCACACUAUCUUACGCGGCGAUCUUCGGGUUGAAGGAUGGUCUCGACCUGAAAGGCGAAGAAUAUUCCUGGCUUUCUAGUUGCUUUUACUUCGGCUGGCUCAUCUGGGCCAUCCCAUCUAACCUCAUCAUGCAACGCUGCCGUCCAGCUUGGUAUCUCUCUUUCAAUAUCUUUAUGUGGGGCGCACUUCUUAUGGCCCAAGCCGCCGCAAAGAAUUUCGGCGGUCUUCUCGCCCUCCGCGUACUCUCCGGUGCCUUCGAGGCCAUCGCAGAUCCUGCUUUCAUGCUGAUCACAUCGAUGUACUAUACAAGAUCUGAGCAGCCUUCUCGCAUCUCGGCGUGGUAUGCUUGGAAUGGAAUUGGCGUUGCUGGCGGUGGUCUGAUUGGAUAUGGUAUUGGACACAUUAAAGGAGCCCUAGAAUCGUGGCGCUACGAGUUCCUGGUCGUCGGUGCUUUCUGCGCGUUCUGGGCAAUUGUCCUUGUUCUCUGCCUUCCCAACUCUCCACGAACCAUCUGGGGCUUUAAUCACGAAGAAAAGCUCAUCAUGAUCGCGCGCAUGCGUCGCAAUCAGACAGGUAUCGAACAACGCCGUAUCAACUGGGGUCAAAUCAAAGAGGCUUAUAUGGACUACCAAACUUGGCUUUUUACCUUGUUGGGCUUCGUCUCCAACGUCCCCAACGGUGGUAUUUCCAACUUCUCCACACUUGUCAUCAAGGGCCUUGGCUUUGGAACGCUCGAGACAGCGCUACUUGGCAUCCCGCAGGGCGCUCUUGUGGUCAUAUGGAUUGGUCUCGGUGCCUUGGCGAAUAGGUAUAUGCCGGCUAACAGCCGCACACUUAUUUGCGCACUCUUCAUGUUGCCAACCAUUGGCGGUGCAUUGGGUUUCCUUCUUGCACCUGCCAAUGCUUAUACCGGCCGUCUCAUCUGCUUCUAUCUAACCGGUUCAUACCAAGCAUCGUUCGUCAUCUCUCUGUCGCUCAUCACAUCAAACACGGGCGGUCAAUCAAAGAAGAUGAUUGUAUCCGGCAUGAUUUGGUUUGGCGCUUGCAUCGGCAACAUCGCAAGUCCGUUCUUUUACAAGACGAACCAGGCCCCUUCGUAUCACCUCGGUAUUGGCUCCCUCCUGGUCGCAAACUGCAUUGAGCUUGCCCUCUUCUUUGUCUUUCGGUAUGCUUUCAUCUGGGAGAACAAGCGCAAAGAGAAGCAAAGAAAUGCGCUACACGCAAGUGGCAACUAUGCCGCAGACGAGCUCAAUGCCACAGCGUUCACAGAUAUGACUGACAAGGCGAAUCCCAAUUUCGUGUAUGUAUACUAG